Messenger RNA from Galdieria sulphuraria, 709 nucleotides. RefSeq lists its product as uncharacterized. Lineage: Eukaryota; Rhodophyta; Bangiophyceae; Galdieriales; Galdieriaceae. The transcript has 2 exons. The record is from RefSeq and is a predicted model, not a curated record. The coding region runs from base 30 to 230 and encodes 66 amino acids.
UUCGAAUCGUGUUGAGUUCCUUCGCAGAAAUGCGUUCGAACCUGAUCGACAAUAUUGCAGCCUUAGUCGCAAAUGACUCCAAAGUAUCCUCAAGGCCAAAUUGGAUAGCAGCUAAAUUCCUUAGAGAACUAGCUAAUGAGUUACAAGGCAUAGAAGAGAAAAAAUGGUUCAAAUUGAGUAUUUUAAAAGAUUUCCUUAGAAUGUUUGGGAAAUUGAGGCUGAAAGCGUAAGUACUGAUGUCAAACAACUUCAACAUGGGUUUUUUAUGAUUCCACAAAAUUUUUGAUAGGAAUGAAGUAUUCUUUGCUGAAGAAAUAAAGAUCUUACUUUCAAAAGAUCGUAAAUUUCUAAAGGAGAAAGGCUACGUUUUGCUUUGUUGCAGUGAAAGUUUUCCGUCAUUACUCAGGUACUCUGGGGUCAUAUGCUGAUACUUAAGUUCUUUGGAAAGAUUACUUGAAACAAUAUUAAUCGUUAAUGAAAGGAACAAUAACAUCCACUAACGUAUCUGUUUCACUUCUGUCAUUCCCUUCAUCUGAAACCGAAGCUAUCUAUUCAGCUCUUGAAGGUAUUCAAAAUAACAACCGAGUUCCAACUACUUGCAAAGAAGAAGAAAGGGAAUGGCCCUUUUCAGAUUUGAAACUUCAAGGUAUAGCAACAAGUUUUGAAUACUGGCUAUGCAAUGAAACCUAAUAAACCCUUAAUUGACGAG